AUGCCGUCUUGUGCAGUGGUUUCAUGCAGAAAUAGAAGCCAAGACAAAAACUGUAGAAGUCAUGGCAUCGGUUACCAUGCGUUUCCGAAAGAUCCAAUAAUAAAAGAGAAAUGGAUAGACGCCUGCGGACGCAAAGACAGCUGGUUUCCAACGAAGAACGCGGUAAUAUGCAGUCUGCAUUUUACAGAGGACUGCUUCCAACUGACUAAAAUAAGAAGACUUUUUCCGAAUGCUAUACCUACUCUCAAGUUAAGAUUAGUUUUUGAUAAGCCAGAAGAGAGCACAGACAACGUGAGAGUCAAGAGAAAAACUACCAAUCCAAAUAAAAUGAGGACGAUUCUGGAAAAGUACAAAAUGCAAAUUGAAAAAUAUAAAAAGGUGCUGACGGCAAAGAACUUGGAAGUAAAAAGCCUGAAACAGACGAUCAGAAGAUGUCGACAGAAAAUAAACACAAUGGAGAAUAUUCUAACUACACUCAAAAAUGAAAAUGUUAUUGGUGAAGACCAUUUUUAUUUGAUGGAAAAUGAUAGUAUUACAAAAUUUAAAGUAAUAACACCUACGACUUAA
This is a messenger RNA of Spodoptera littoralis (African cotton leafworm), 567 nucleotides long. The record is from the annotation of a GenBank genome assembly. Lineage: Eukaryota; Metazoa; Arthropoda; Insecta; Lepidoptera; Noctuidae.